Molecule: messenger RNA, 1563 nt
Organism: Penicillium riverlandense
Lineage: Eukaryota; Fungi; Ascomycota; Eurotiomycetes; Eurotiales; Aspergillaceae
Product: unc-93 family MFS transporter
Exons: 4
Coding region: 1-1563 (520 amino acids)
Biological process (GO): transmembrane transport
Molecular function (GO): transmembrane transporter activity
Source: RefSeq, a predicted model, not a curated record
AUGGCCAAGAUCCAGUCCGACCUGGAGAUGUCGGAGAACGUGGCACACGAGUCCGCCCCGAAGAAGCAGCAAGAUGAGCAACAGUCCGAGACGACCAUCCAGGGAUACGACCCCGAGGCCGGGCGCGACCACGCCGUCGUGGGCCCCCCAUGGAUGUACAAGCCGAUGCUGACCAUUGGCUCCUUCAAGCUGCCGUGGUUUGCCUCGCCCGAAACCCAGCUGGUGCUGGUCUCGUUCGUCUGUUUCCUCUGCCCCGGCAUGUUCAAUGCGGUCUCAGGCCUCGGAGGUGCGGGCCAGCUCAAAACCACCGAUGUCAACAACGCCAACACCGCGCUCUACAGUACUUUUGCCGUCGUGGGGUUCUUUGCCGGGUCGGUCGCUAAUCGCAUUGGGCUUCGUUUGACACUCUCGAUCGGUGGCUUCGGAUACUUCCUCUAUGUGGCAUCGCUCCUCUCGUAUAAUAUCAACCAGAAUGCCGGGUUUCUGAUCUUUGCCGGCGCGCUGCUCGGCGUCUGCGGCGGUCUGCUGUGGUGCGCGCAGGGUGCGGUGAUGAUGAGCUACCCCCAUGAACAUGAGAAGGGCAAGUUUAUCUCGAUCUUUUGGGUUAUCUUCAACCUGGGCGGCGUCAUUGGCAGUCUGAUCCCUCUCGGCCAGAACAUGCAUUCUACAGCUGGCACAGUGGACAAUGGCACCUAUAUUGCAUUUCUGGUUCUCAUGGCAGUAGGGUUCGUCCUCUGCUGGGGCCUUGCGGACGCGAAAUACAUCAUGCGCAAGGACGGAUCCCGGGUAAUUGUUAUCAAGAAUCCCACCUGGAAGUCCGAGUUCAUCGGGCUGUGGGAGACGCUCCGCAGCGACUCCUAUAUCAUCCUCUUGUUCCCCAUGUUCCUGGCCAGUAACUGGUUCUACGGGUACCACUUCAACACCGUCAACGGCGCCUUCUUCACCAUCCGCACACGCGCCCUCAACAGUCUCCUCUACUGGCUGAUGCAGAUGGUCGGCGCCUUUAUCUUUGGCCAGCUGCUCGAUCUAAAGUUCUUCUCUCGGCCCAUGCGCGCCAGGAUCAACUUUGGCUUGAUCUUUAUCAUCACGCUGGGUAUCUGGGGUGGUGGCUAUGCCUUCCAGAGACAGUAUACGCGGGAAAUGGUCAAGCAUGACCCGAACUUUGUCAAGACGGACUUCAUGGACGGCGGCUAUAUUGGUCCCAUGUUUUUGUACAUGUUCUACGGCUUCUACGAUGCCGCGUUCCAGACCUGCGCCUACUGGUACAUGGGCUCGCUUUCUAAUAACGCCCGGAAGCUGGCCAAUUUCGCUGGUUUCUACAAGGGAAUCCAGUCGGCCGGAGCAGCGGCCAUGUGGCGCCUGGAUGCUGAAGAUACACCGUUCAUGACCGAGUUUGCCUCAUGCUGGGGUCUGUUGCUUGGCAGCCUGCUCAUCGCAUCUCCUGUGAUCUGGUUCAAGAUCAAGGAGAACACCGCGGUGGAAGAUGACCUGCGCUUCUCGGACGAGACGGCCGCCGACGUUUUGGGUGACGAGGCGAAGCAGCGACCUGCAGAGGAGCAUUGA